AUUUGACCGGUUGAUAUGGGGCGAUUCGAGACGGUGAAAGAUUUGCUAUCAUCUGAACGAUUUUGAACUAUAGAAGAUCGUCAAGGAAAGGCUUUCCAAAUACGCGCGACUCUUCAAAAGCCAACGACGCUAGGGUCAUGGACGCGCCGGAGGCGGCGGCGGGGCUGCACGCGCACUGCGAGCGUUGUGUCAAGCUGUCCCGCUGCGCGCAGGCGGCGCCCGUGGGCGGGCCGCGCUGCGAGCUGGUCGACUGCCCGGUCGGCUGCGGCCACCGGCUGCACCGCUGCAAACUGGCCGAACACAGGCUCCUCUGCCCCGAGGAGCAGGUGCCCUGCAUCAACGCGGAGUACGGCUGUGCGGCGGUGCUGGCGCGCCGCCUGCGGGCCGCCCACCUGACCGACUGUCCGGCCAGCGUGGUGCUCUGCAUGGCCGAGUGGAACCGCUGGCCGCUGCUGGCGCCGGGCCGGCCGCGCACGCUGUACGCCUUCCAGUGCGCGCAGCCGCUGCGCCGGGACGAGUUCGCGCACCACUACCGGCGGGUGCACGGAGACGUGCACGGCGGCGCCGGCGCCUGGCUCGAGCGUCGCUGCCCGCUGGCUCAGUACGGAUGCCCGCACGUGGCCGACAGGCUGUACCCGGACCGGCCGCAGCAGCGGUUCGUCGUCAGCCCGGUGACUGGCUGCGUGGGCGUGACCGUGGCGGGUAGUGCCGACGCGCCCCCGGAUCUUGGCCUGCUGACGACGCUGCCGUUCGAGGUGCUGGAGCACAUCGCCGCCCUGCUGGACCCAUUCAGCCUGAACCACCUGUCGCUGACGUGCCGCCUGCUGCGUGACGUGUGCGCCUCGCUGGUGGAGAGCCGCGGCCUGGUGAUGCUCAUGUGGUCGCCGAUUCGCGUGGACGGCCGGGUCACAUGGCGUUCGGUGGCCAAGAGCUGGCGGUUCAGCGGCGCGUUCGAGCCGGUGCGCACGCUCGGCUUCCGUGACGGCCGGCACGUUGCCGACCACAUGCGCCACUGCGCGCACUUCGACCGACUGGAUAGGACGUCGCGCCGUGAGCUGUCUCGACUGCGGUGCGCGCUGCUGAUGGAAGGACGCUGCGAGCUGGCCGGCCUGCCUGCUCCGUUCACAAAGCGCGAGUGA
Messenger RNA from Pollicipes pollicipes, 1139 nucleotides. RefSeq names its product F-box only protein 30. The coding region runs from base 138 to 1139 and encodes 333 amino acids. Gene Ontology annotation, molecular function: zinc ion binding; ubiquitin protein ligase activity; protein binding. Lineage: Eukaryota; Metazoa; Arthropoda; Thecostraca; Pollicipedomorpha; Pollicipedidae. The transcript has 9 exons. The record is from RefSeq and is a predicted model, not a curated record.